UACAUUAAGUGUUGUGUAUCUUUGUGAUCACUAAGUGUCUUCACAACCCCUAUUCAGUGAGUCUAAGUCCAGGAUCCCAACGGCCUUCCCCUUCGACCUGAGGCCCGUAAGCCCUGAGAAAGAAUCCAGCUCUACCCAUCUUUACCCACUAAUCCCACUGUCCAGGAGACUAGCGAUUCACCCUCACCUUUCAUCCAUCCUAAAGCCCCUGAGAAACUGCCUAGGAAUCGGACCCGUGAUCGCAGCCGGACUCCCGCAUCAUCAGUGACUGACAUCAAUAGUGGUGCAGGUCAAGUGAUUAGUGAAAGGUAAGACAACUAACCUUGAACAGACCCCAAGAAACAAUUACAAAGUGGAGCCCGAAGUAAGGGCGAGUAAAAGAACAGUUACAACGUGGCGCAUCCAACGUAAAGGGCCUGAAGUCUCAGCGAAGAAGGGUGAAGCCAGGAGGAGCAGCUAACACCAACUACAAACACCGAAGGAAACGGAAGACCCCCCCACAACACAACCCCCCACAACACCACAACCCCGACAACAGCAACGCCAACGGCAACAACGAGACGAGGACAACCCGGACGGAGCCACAGCCUACUCAACAAACACAGCAACCGACAUCACGCACUUGCGAAGGUCAGUAAGAGCACAAUGUCUAACAAAGAGUUAAGAAACAGAACAAUAGGGACUGUAGGAGUGGAGAGUGAUUCCGCGGCCGGGGAGACCGAGUUCGAUUGGCCGUGCGGACAAUCAGAAACAUUCGGACAAGAGUGUGUAGUCGAUAAUGGUCCCACCCCGUCAAUUACAGCAAACCCCCUAGAAAUCAGAGCAGAGGACGGGAGUUCAAAUCCUGCAGUUAACCCUGACACCGCAGAAAAAACUGUAAUAAAAAGCAUAGCCAACGAAGUAAGUCAGCCUGUCACUCAGGCCAUGCUACAAAAUUUGUUUGCAGAAGUGCUCAAAGCUAUCUCAAGCAGUAGCGACAAACUGCAGGAGGGUGUUAGCGCACAAGUUAGUUCAUUACAACAGUCGCAGGAGAGUGUUAGCGCACAAGUUAGUUCAGUACAACAGUCACAGGAGAGUGUUAGCGCACAAGUUAGUUCAGUACAACAGUCACAGGAGAGUGUCAGCGCACAAGUUAGUUCAUUACGACAGUCACAGGAGAGCGUUUGUGCCCAAGUUAAUUCCUUGCAACAAAGUGUUGAGGAAAAGAUAUGCAAAUUGCAGGAGAGUGUCCGAGCUGAUUUUAAAGUAGAGCAUGACAGACUCAUACAACGUUUCGAAAGAGAGCAAGAAAGGGUCAGCAAAGAGUUCACAGACAAACUCCGAACCCAAAGCGAGAAACUCACCUCAAUGGUAGGGCAGCUCCGGUCUGAAACGGAAACUGAGCUAAUAGUAGCUAGACAAAAAUUUGCUGAACUAGAGGAGAAAGUUAGCUCACAAGCCACCCAAACGAAAAACAACACAAACACUCUCUCUGUGAAAUUGACAGAAGUCAGGAACGACUUCGAGAAAAGGGUUACCGACGAAAUAAAAAUGGUGAGAGACGAAGUCACUCUCCGUACUGAUGAAUUAAACAGAGAAAGGUCGCAGGAAGCAGAACAGGUACAAAACAGGAUAGACAGGAUAGACUCAACCAUAAACAAGAUACAAAACCAGCUAUCUUGCCAAGCUGACGCAACUAGAUCAAGUAGUAUACCUCAGAAUGAUGAGAAUUGUGAACCUGUUCCGCUACCCCAAGCCAACCGAGUACUUUCACCACACGCCACCACGUGUAGUGAUAGUACCGGACUGUGUUCAUGUAAACUGAGUUCAUGUGUAAUAUGCAUGCAUGAGGGUGAUAAUGUAAUGCGAGUGAAUGCCCCUGUACGCCAACAUGUCGCAAGCAAUCCAUUACCUAUUUCCGAUUUUUCGCUCCCUCAGUUUGACGAAGGUACCGGGAUCAACCCCGUGUACUACCUCAGACAGCUGGACGAAUUCAUGACAGUGAGAAACAUCCCCCAGGCUCACCAGCUGUCGAUAGCAUGUAAAUCCAUCACAGGUUGUUUAGGCAGACAAUGGAUCGAAGCAAUUCGCCAUAAUCUAGCGGAUUACGCAGCUUUCAGAACUAAUUUCUUGAACGCAUGGUGGUCUUCGGCCCAGCAGAGUUUAGUCAAAUGUAAGCUGUAUCAAUCUAAAUAUAGCCGCCAAUCCGGCCUGUCGCUUUCAGCGCACUUCCUGAAACAUGCCACUUCCGCGUUUUACCUUGACCCGAAGCCCACUGAAUCUGAAGUCAUACAUGCGAUAAUCCCUCAUUUCCCGAUAGCAAAGGCCCUUGACGUGUUGAAACGAAUAGAAAUCAUGGAGAACCAGGAAGGAUGCGACCAGUACGAUUUGCCCCCUCACCAAAAACAACCUGAUCCUGACCGAAGGAAUCAACCCCCCCGAGGCCACUAUUACCAACGGCACGACCAAAGGAACGUACGGAAUGUGCAGAUGAGCCCUUCCCGACGCAAUGACUACUACAGCGGCUCAUCUAGACAUCAGAACAAUAGACAUCAAUCAAGGAACAACUCACCCACUGGGAGUGCCGCGAGACAAACUCUAAAUCCCCACGCCCCUAAUUUCAACACCAACCCUGGGCGCAGAGAAGAAGGGCAUUCUAGUGCAAACACGGCCCGACCGUUAAACUAGAAAGGAGCGCCAUU
Molecule: messenger RNA, 2681 nt
Organism: Cryptotermes secundus
Lineage: Eukaryota; Metazoa; Arthropoda; Insecta; Blattodea; Kalotermitidae
Exons: 2
Coding region: 646-2667 (673 amino acids)
Source: RefSeq, a predicted model, not a curated record